Molecule: messenger RNA, 1506 nt
Organism: Knipowitschia caucasica
Lineage: Eukaryota; Metazoa; Chordata; Actinopteri; Gobiiformes; Gobiidae
Source: the annotation of a GenBank genome assembly
AUGGAGAGCAUUUUAGAACAGCAGCGGCGCUAUCACGAAGAGAAAGAGCGGCUUAUGGACGCGAAGACUAAGGAAAUGCUGCACAAAAAGUCCACGCUGCGGGACCAAAUAAAUUCUGACCACCGGACGAGAGCAAUGUUAGACAGGUAUAUGGAAGUGUGUGCAAACCUCAGAGACACUUAUGAAGACAAAGACGGGAUGAGGCGGGACGAGCUCGGAGCCAUCUCUGGACCCAAUGAGUUCGCAGAGUUCUACAAUCGACUCAAACACAUCAAAGAGUUUCACAGGAAGCAUCCGAACGAGAUCUCCAUUCCGAUGUCUGCAGAGUUUGACGAGUUAUUCAAAGCCCAGGAGAACCCCACUGAAGAAGCUCUGAACCUGGUGGAGUUCUCCGACGAGGAGGGAUACGGCCGCUUCUUGGACCUGCACGACUGCUACCUGAAAUUCAUCAACCUGAAGGGCGCAGAGAAACUGGACUACAUCACCUACUUAUCCUCAUUUGACCAGCUCUUUGACAUCCCCAAAGAGAGGAAAAAUGCAGAAUACAAAAGGUAUCUGGAGAUGCUGCUGGAGUACCUGCAGGAAUACACCGACCGGGUCAAGCCUCUGCUGGACCAGAACGACCUCUACAACAAAGUGCUGACCGAGUUUGAGAAGAAGUGGGACAACGGCACCUUCCCCGGCUGGCCUAAAGAGGCUAGCAGCGCUUUGACACACGCCGGAGCUCAUCUGGACCUCUCUGCGUUCUCGUCCUGGGAGGAGUUGGCUUCGUUGGGUCUGGACAGGCUGAAGUCUGCCCUCAUGGCUUUGGGCUUGAAAUGUGGAGGAACUCUGGAAGAGCGCGCACAGAGGCUUUUCAGCACUAAAGGAAAGUCCCUGGAGGCGCUGGACUCAUCUCUGUUCGCCAAGAACCCCAAAGCCAAGGGCCCAAAGAAAGACACGGAGCGCAACAAGGAGAUUGGCUUCCUGGAGUCUCAAGUUUAUGAAUACGUGGAGAUCCUCGGGGAGCAGAGGCAGCUGACCCACGAGAACGUGCAGAGGAAGCAGGCGCGCACAGGCGAGGAGCGUGAGGAGGAAGAGGAGGAGCAGAUCAGUGAGAGCGAGAGUGAGGACGACGACAACGAGAUCAUCUACAACCCCAAGAACCUGCCGCUGGGCUGGGACGGGAAGCCCAUUCCAUACUGGCUGUACAAGCUCCACGGGCUCAACAUCAACUACAACUGUGAGAUCUGCGGCAACUACACCUACAGGGGCCCCAAGGCGUUCCAGAGGCACUUUGCGGAAUGGAGACACGCCCACGGCAUGCGCUGCCUGGGUAUCCCCAACACGGCCCACUUCGCCAACGUCACACAGAUCGAAGACGCCGUGUCCCUGUGGUCAAAGCUCAAGUCCCAGAAGGCUUUGGAAAGAUGGCAGCCAGACACAGAGGAAGAGUACGAAGACUCCAUUGGAAAUGUGGUGAACAAGAAGACAUACGAGGAUCUGAAGAGGCAGGGGCUGCUCUAG